Sparassis crispa is the source of this 1077-nucleotide messenger RNA. RefSeq lists its product with no specific name. NCBI's taxonomy places the organism in Eukaryota, Fungi, Basidiomycota, Agaricomycetes, Polyporales, Sparassidaceae. The coding region runs from base 1 to 1077 and encodes 358 amino acids. The record is from RefSeq and is a predicted model, not a curated record. The transcript has 4 exons.
AUGUCAGAAUCGGGUUUCAAUACCUUUGGCUUCGUGGCCAGCAUACUGAGCGUUGCCGCUCUGCUAGGUCCAGUAUUUGGUGUCAUCUACUUCUAUCUACCUUCCCGCCGCCAGAAAUACCUUGACGAGCUCCUGUGCGAGACAGAACGGAUGUGGCGCACGGCCGUUGAAGAAGGCCUAUUUGUCGGACAGUCAUUUGCAACAUUUCUAGAGUCGACUGAACUUGCUUUGGCUCGGUAUGACUUGAUUUCCACCUUACGGGGCCGCGUAAUCACAGCUUUUUGUCGUGGUUUUCAUUCUCAAGCGAACAAUUUACGAAUGCAAACCCAUUGUGCUACGACCGUUUAUCGCCAGGUGAAGGGCACUGUAGAUGGCCUAUCUCUGAAGAUUGUGUAUUUGUACGGAGAGGUCACGGAACUUCGCGCCACAAUCUCAACCACAACAACUGAAGAGCGCAAGAGGCUUCAGCGAGAAGGCCGCUAUAUGCCCACAAUGUCACGGACAAUCGCGCGACCUACAGGUGUAGCUGCGCAUCCUCGGAAUCUCGUCGACGAAGCUGUACACUCCUCCAUUGACAGCUUAUCCCAUACUGAUGGCUCGGAUUAUUCUGCCAAUCCAGAAUAUUUACCUGAAGCACCCGCGGAAGAAGGAUUCGCAAUUUCACACAUCAGCAGUAAACCUACCGCACCGAUUUCGGACUCCUCAACUUUGGCUGACUCGGAUAGCGAAGACGCCGAAUUAAGACACGCCCUCUCUGCCACUGUGAACGUGGAAGAAGCACCCGUUCAGACCCUAAAGAAAGAUUUGGGUGCUAUAGGUCCACCACUCUGCUCCCACUUAUUGGGCGUGGCUCCGCAACAGCACCCAUUCCCCACCGAUUCCGCUCUGUACCAGAUCCUUCAUCGAGUCCACCGCGAUCUGAGCUCCAAAGGUCAGAGCCACCCACUGCUCUCAGCGGCUGCAGAAUAUGCCCAUCAGACUGUCGACCUUGAGCCUCUCCUCAGACAGUAUGAAGGCGAUGUGUCGACCUUACCGUCGGAGAAUUCAGAGAUGCAGAUGAUCGAAGACUGCGUUUAG